AGUAGGAAAAGCAGUAAUAAAGGAAAAUUGAAACAAUAGAAGGACACCUGGUGGUUGAAAAAGAAAGCGCAAAAUGUCUCAUGCAAUUAAAAAACAGAUGACUGGAACUGGAAGUCAACAGCAACAAUUAAGAAGAAACUCAGGCCUUGAAGAAAUGGAUUUGAGGGAGCUUAUUAUUAGUUUGAAAUUGGACGUGGGAGGAUUGAGAAGAGAGUUGAAAGAAAAAAUCAAUACAAUUGAUGGGAAAUUAGAAAAAUUAGAAAACACAAUGAAAAAAAAUGAAAAAGAAAAUGAAGAAAUAAAGGAAAAAUUAACAGAAGCCUUAGAAGGAAUGAAGGAGACAGAUAAGAAAGUACAAGAAAUUAAGAAUAAAAAUCAACAAAUGGAAGAGAUGGUGAAGAAAAUUAGCAAAGAACAAAGGGAACAAAGAAAAGAAAUGGACAAAUUGAAAAAGGAGAUGGAGGAACAAAAAGCAAUCCAGGAAGCUACUGGGGAUGCACUAGCAAUGAUACAGAUGCAGAUUAAAGGGAAGACCUUGAGAUUCAGAAAUGUUCCAGAAGAGGAGAAGGAAGAUAUUUGGAAGAUGACUGAAACCUUAGCAAAGUGGCUACAUUUACAGGAAAAAGACAUAAUAGAACAGACAGAGAAAAUCUUCAGAGUGAACUCAAGGAAAGUAAAAAUUAACAAAUGGCCGGCAGACUGCAUCAUUGUAUUCACAUGGAAUUGGAUGAAAGAUAAAAUCCUCCAAGUAAAGAGUAAGAACAAAUUAACUAUAGAUGGAAAGGAAAUAAUAAUUUUACAGGAGGUCCCACCCAGGCUGAUAAAAAAGAGACAGCAAUUCCAAUUUCUAACAAAAGCACUAAAGGCCAAAUCAAUAUCCUUCAGAUGGGAAUACCCAGUGGGGAUUUCCUUCAACUUCAAAGGAAAAAGAAGACGAUUUGAGACAUUUGAGGAAGCAGAUAUGUUUUGGAGGAAGUAUCGAGGAGAAUUAGGAGGAGGACAAAGCGAAGUAAGAAAUGAGGAAGGAAGAAAGGGAGAGCUAUCGGAUGAGGCGGAAGAAGAAGAAAGAGCUCAGCAAAGGGUGUAA
This is a messenger RNA of Podarcis raffonei (Aeolian wall lizard), 1087 nucleotides long. RefSeq lists its product as uncharacterized. Lineage: Eukaryota; Metazoa; Chordata; Lepidosauria; Squamata; Lacertidae. The transcript has a single exon. The record is from RefSeq and is a predicted model, not a curated record. Bases 74 to 1087 code for a protein of 337 amino acids.